AUGGACGUUGUUCUGGAUGUGCUGGACACUUUUGUGCUGGACCGCUUCUAUGCAUCCGUCCUGCCGGAUACAACCUCCCGCAAUGCGACAGAUAUCGACUUCAAGCCUCUGCUCAAUCGCCAUGUUGGGAUAUACUAUAGCUUAGAACCUUCGCCGUGGGCCGAGUCCAGCCUCUGGAAACGAGACGAUCUGCUCAGACAGGGCACCUCGUUCUUCCUGAUUGCCCUGGUAUUCGCUGUCUUAAUGUACCUAGUGGGGAGCUUUGUCCUCUACCAUACCAUCUUCGACAAGCGGAUGCUCCAACACCCGCGCUACCUCCCCAACCAAAUCUCCCAAGAGAUAAAACAAGGAUUGAGCGCCAUCCCGGUGAUAUCGGUACUCACAGCGCCCUUCUUCAUCCUCGAGACCCGAGGGUAUUCCAAACUAUACGACUUCGCCAGCGAGUCGCCAUUCUGGGGCUACACUCUCCUCCAAUACCCCCUCUUCAUCCUCUUCACCGACAGCUGCAUCUACUGGAUCCACCGAGGGCUGCAUCACCCGCUUGUCUACCGCUGGCUGCACAAGCCACACCACAAAUGGGUGGUGCCCACGCCGUAUGCGAGCUAUGCGUUCCAUCCGUUGGACGGAUUCGCACAAAGUCUGCCGUACCAUGUAUUCCCGUUGCUCUUCCCGCUGCAGAAGUGUGCUUAUCUGGGGCUGUUCAUGUUUGUGACGCUGUGGACGGUCCUGAUUCAUGACGCGGAGUAUCUGUCCACUUCGGCGAUUAUUAAUGGGGCCGCUUGCCAUACGAUGCACCAUCUUUACUUCAACUAUAACUACGGGCAGUACAUCACCAUAUGGGAUCGGCUCGGUGGGACAUACCGUACGCCUGAGGAAGAUGAGUUCGUCAAGGACCAGAAGGAGGGCAGUUCGAAGCAAGCUGCGAAAAAGAUUGAUUGA
Molecule: messenger RNA, 939 nt
Organism: Penicillium chermesinum
Lineage: Eukaryota; Fungi; Ascomycota; Eurotiomycetes; Eurotiales; Aspergillaceae
Product: sterol desaturase family protein
Exons: 3
Coding region: 1-939 (312 amino acids)
Biological process (GO): lipid biosynthetic process
Molecular function (GO): oxidoreductase activity; iron ion binding
Source: RefSeq, a predicted model, not a curated record